Molecule: messenger RNA, 1647 nt
Organism: Tilletiopsis washingtonensis
Lineage: Eukaryota; Fungi; Basidiomycota; Exobasidiomycetes; Entylomatales
Exons: 1
Coding region: 1-1647 (548 amino acids)
Source: RefSeq, a predicted model, not a curated record
AUGCGACCCGGAGAGCUCAACCUUACCCUCUCGGGAGACAAGCUCCUCCUCGGCGGCUAUGGCAACUUCCUGCCCGCCGACCAGCUCGUGCUCGCCGCGCAGGUCGAGACGUUCCGCUACAUUCUCUGCGCCGUCUACGCCUGGCUCGCCUGGGAGCACAUCGUCACCUUCUUCGAGGAGAUCCAGCGGUGGAAGCAGCUCAUCCUCAAGCGCGAGGUCGUGCUCGUCAACAUCUGCGUGCUGCUUUCGCGCUACCUCUCCUGGACAAACGCCAUUGCAUCGGCCGUCUUCUUCUUCGCCAACCCGUUCAGCUGCCAGGCGACGUUCUCGUGGAUCUUCGCCACAUAUGCGCUCGUCUGGGGCACCACGGCCACCAUCUUCGUCGCACGUGUCAACAGCUUGUACCCGGCCCAGCGCAAGCUGCACAUGUUCGUGUGGGCGUGCUUCACGGUUGUGGCUCUGCUCUGGGCCGUGUCGGUCGGCUUCUUCUGGUCGGCCCGCCUGCCUGAGGCGUACCACCUGCCACGCAUGCCGCAGUGCACUGCCGCACCGUCGCCGACGGUCCACGUCAUGGGCUUUGCGGGCGCCACCUGCUUCGACGUCCUCAUCCUCGUCCUCACCGUGCACAGCGCGCGCAAGAACUUCCGCGGCCACAAGCGCUCCGGCAUCAUGAGCCCGCAGACCUGGGUGCUCGAGACGGCCGUCAUCUACGCCGCCGUCUGCCUGGCCUGCAACAUCGCACAGCUGGCCGUCUGGGUGAUGCAGAAGAAUGUCGUGCUGCGUGCCUACCCGAUUCCCUUCGCCAUCGUCGUCAACCCCGUCAUUGCCUCGCGCAUCGUCUUCCACGGCGCCACCUGGGGCAGCAAGACGGCGCUGCUCGAGUCGCGCCUCGUCAAGAUCACCGAGGACGAUGUGGCCAACUGGCAGCGCAACCCGGGCGUCCUCGGCGCCGCGCCAAGCACCACCGUCAAGCUGCCGUCCAAGCGCUUCAGUGCGAGCGUCAGCGGCCCGGCAGCCGGCGCCAUGGGCGGCCACAGCCGCUCGGGCAGCAUCAGUGGCGAGACGAUGUAUGAGAAAGGCGGCGCCUUCGACGAGCGCCUCGGCUUCAACACCCUGCUCGUCCGCUCCGGCAGCGUCACUCGCAAGGAGGACGCGCUCGAGGAGGUCACCACGCCGGCAGCGCAGCCGAACGGAGCCGCACCACCGUUCUCGGACCCCUUCAACACCGUCACGGCGCCUGAGCCCGUCGUCAUCCGGCGCAACACCGGCACAGCUCUGCACCUCUCUGGCGCGUCGCAAGCCAGCAGCUCGAGCCUCACAAGCACACCGCCGUCCAUCAGCGCACCGACGCUCAACUUUGACGAUGACGACGACGUCGGCCCGCGAGGCGAGCGCCGCGACAGCGCUCCGCGCGUGCGCCUGGCGCCGCUCGGCUGGGAGAUCCAGGGCUUGGAGAAUGCACCGCCGGCCGGCGACGACGACCUCGAGCAGGCCAUCGCUCGUCAGCCGCCUCAGUUCUCUGAUCGCGCCACACCGCGUGCACCAGCGCCGGGCCGCGCUUCCCGCGACCGUGCUCGUGCUGCCUCGGUGGCGAGCGAGCGCGGAGGCGUCAUGAUCUCGCAGCACGUCCAGACCCGCGUCGACUGA